Aegilops tauschii subsp. strangulata is the source of this 2613-nucleotide messenger RNA. The record is from RefSeq and is a predicted model, not a curated record. Lineage: Eukaryota; Viridiplantae; Streptophyta; Magnoliopsida; Poales; Poaceae.
AUGGUAUACUGUGCCGCGUGCAUCGAUGGUAUUAAAAAUCUCAAUUGGUACAAGUUUAUUGUUGAUGAACUACACAAGGCGCUGCUGAAACGCAAGCCUACCAGGGGUUGCCUUCUCUUCUACAAUCUACUGUACAUUCAUGCGAUUGAUCUUUCUGGACAUGGCAUCGUAUUGCCUGAUGGUCCUUUUCCCAUCAAUGUCUGGACGAAGAAGCUGAUAACUCUUGUCCUCAACAAGGAUGUUCAGGCUGACAAAGUUUCUUUCGGGAAACUACCGUUGAAGCCUGAGCUUGGCAUGAAUUUCUGUCUGUUUGGUGGUCUGGAAGGUCUUGACAAGUUUAUGCGUGUUCAUACUGUCCCAAGCUGCAGUCAGGAGAAAUUUGCCAAAUCAACUCAGAUAGUUGCUCGGUUCACGUCCGCCAUGGUUGGCAUCCUAGGCAAUCUUGUGCAAUCAUUAACCGCUUUGGAUGAUGAGGGCCAUUCAGAUGCAUCCCGUCAGCUAGACGCUGGAUUGAAUGUUCUUUCUUCUGCUGCCCGAACGACGGCAAGGACCACGCGCUCAUCGCAGGGCAGGCGGCCGGAAAGCCCUGGAAAGAAUGUUGCUGAAGAUUCUGACAGUGAUGACGAGUAUCAUGGAGGCAAUGAUGCUGAGUUUGAUGCUGACUCCGAUGAUGAUGACGAUUUUAAUGAUAUGGAUUAUCGAGUUGUUCGUCGUCGUCGUAACGAUCCUUUUGUUUCUUCAGGCAGUGCAUCCGUUGGAUCAGGUGAUGGAGGGCUUAGCCAGCAAGGUCUGACAGACACGCAAGCUGAGGCGGCCACUGAAUCUUCUGUCAAGCAGUGUGGUUCUCAGCUUCUAAAAAAUUUGGCUUACCAGAGGCGCAAGAAACUGAGGCUACCAUCACCCCCUCGUUCAGCUUCACCAACUGUGCCAUCACCCCCCCCCCCCCGUCCAACUUCACCAGCUGUGCCUCCCGGCCCAUCACAAAGGCCAUCUUCACCAAUUGCACUGUCAGCAGCUGAAAUUCAUUUAGCUGUGAAGAAAGUUGUGGUCCAGGAGCUUGGUAUACGUGUGGCUGAAAAGGGAACUGGUGUCGCCGUCCCACUAUCAACCAUGCGGAAGGAGGCCCCACGCAGGGCUCCCGGCAAACAAUCUGUUGCUGCUAAGGAUUCAGAGAUUGCACCAGUGAAAAGUGCACCUAUGAAACAAGUUGCUGCUGCUAAGGGUUCACCAAGUGUAUCAGGAAAAAGUCGCUCAAAAGAUAAAUCUGCUGUGAAAAAGGUGAAAUUCGCCAAGACCAGAUCCUCACCACGACUAAGGACAACAUUGUCGCAGACAACGUCAUCGGAGACAACAGAAGUUAUCCAUCUUGAUGAAUCUCCCACGGCGACAUCUCCGUCUGAUAAAGUAGCAGCAGCUAGCAAGGGCGCAUCUGAUGUUGUUGCGGCAACAUCGGCUGGUGUUUCUGGUGACCCUAUAGAUCAGCUUGCUGCAGCGGCAACUGUUACUGCUGUUGUUGAAGAUAUCGCCAGCGCGGCUGAGGCUGUUGAAUGUGAAAAUGAAGUCGUUCCCAAUAUAGUGCAUGAUGAAGGUGAAGCCGUUCGUGUCACUGAGGAAGUUGUGGGAGGUACCCGAGUCAAUAUGCCUAUUGAUACGGCUACAGCUGGAGGUCAAGAGAAUGAUGCCCAUAAUCCUGCGGCCACAGUAGCUGACCCUAUGUUGGAGUCGAGCACCCCUGGAGCUGGAGAAUACGAUGGUAAUUUUACGCCACCCAGCUGCUCUCUUGGGCUUGAUGUCAUCUUUGGUGCGAGUCCACAAGUGCCACCAUCUACUGAAGCAACUCCAACGACUCAAGCUGCACCAGCAUUGGCUCAUGUACCACCUGCAGCACCACAAGCAUCGGCGGCGGCGCCAUCGGCUCUAGUUCCACCUGCAGCACCAGAAGCAUCGGCGGCGGCGCCAUCUGCUCAAGUACCACCUGUAGCACCAGAAGCACCUGCGGCGGCGCCAUUAGCUCAAGUACCACCUGCAGCACCAGAAGCACCUGCGGCGGCGCCAUCGGCUCAAGUACCACCUGCAGCACCAGCUACUGGCCCUGUCGCUGUUCUAGGGCUCGCAUCUCCUGUUGCUGCUGGCUCCAAGGGCAAGACAAUGGUGAAAGUUACCAAUGCGCAACCGGUUGCUUGGGCUCCGCCACCCAACUCUAACAACCCUCAAAGUCCAACAUUUGUUACACCAGAGUUACCUCGCACAGAGCAUUUAGUACGCAGUUCAAUCCCUAAAUCCUUUAUUCGGAAAGUUAGGGUCACCCACCCGUCCAAAUACCUGCUCCGGCCUUUUGCCACCCUCACACCGAGCGAGGAGGAAGAGUUUGUUUACAAUGAAGUUAUCAAGCAUACUACUGAUUCUAACUCUAAGAUUAAAGAUGUUAGGGUCAUCGACAUUGAUGGUAGAUGGGUCACCCUCGGUGAGCUUGCCAAUUGUGUGAAGGGAGUUGGGCAACUAUCAACCAACAUUGCCGAGUUACAUGAGACUUCACCCAAGUUUGUAUUGAAGUAUUUUCGACGGGACAAGUUUUACAUUCUUAGUCACCAGGAUCAGUUGCCUCCCAUGUGA